UACAAGGCUAGGCUACCGUCAAGGAUAGUUGGGUUGCCUGUGGUCUUGGUGCAGUUGAGCAACAAGUCUUUCAGAAAAUGUCUUGUACCAAGAUCUUCUCCGAGGGAGAAAAYUGCAAAACUGACUGGAAAGCUGCCUCCGCAGAUUACGACAAUACGGAUGAACAUCUUACAAUCAUGGGUAAACCUGUUAUGGAGCGAUGGGAGACGCCAUUUAUGCAAAAACUGGCCAGCAUUGCAGCAUCUCGCGGAGGACGAGUGUUGGAGGUCGGGUUUGGCAUGGCUAUCUCUGCCACUAAGAUACAAUCAUUCCCCAUCCAAGAACAUGUCGUCAUAGAGUGUAAUGAUGGUGUUUUCGAGAGGCUGCAAACGUUUGCACAAAAUGCUAAACAUAAAGUCACGCCAUUGAAAGGUUUAUGGCAAGAUAUUGUCCCAAAGCUUGAUGACAACUCAUUUGAUGGCAUCCUUUAUGACACCUACCCCCUGUCAGAAGACACUUGGCAUACGCAUCAGUUUGAGUUCAUCAAGAAUCACGCAUUCCGACUACUUAAGCCAGGGGGAGUUUUGACAUACUGUAAUCUAACAUCUUGGGGGGAGCUGAUGAAGGGCAAGUAUGAAGAUCUUGAGACCAUGUUCCAAGAGACGCAAAUAGGUUAUUUGAUAGAAUCAGGCUUUAAGAAAGAAAAUAUCUCAACAGAAAUCAUGGAUAUUAAGGUAGAGGAAAACUGCAAGUAUUACGCACACAACAAGAUGAUUGUGCCGACUGUCAUCAAGCAAUAGAAAUAAUUGAGGAUUUGCUCUUAUUUUUUAAAACAGAAUUAACAUAGUUUAAAUGUUAUAUUGGGCAAUACACCUUUUUACCUUGGGUGUAAUAUUUUCCCAUUUCAGACCAUAAGUCAUUCCCUAGAGUAUUAUUAUUUUCUUCACCAGCAAUGCCUUUAACUAUAGUGCUUUAUAAUGAUAAUAGGCUUUAUUGAGGAAAACUCUUUCAUCUUUUUCAAUGAUUUUCAAAAAGGACCUCUUUCUUUACUAGGAAUGCUUUUUAGCUAUUGAGCAAUGUUU
This is a messenger RNA of Actinia tenebrosa (Australian red waratah sea anemone), 1061 nucleotides long. Its product is annotated as guanidinoacetate N-methyltransferase. Gene Ontology annotation, molecular function: guanidinoacetate N-methyltransferase activity. Gene Ontology annotation, biological process: creatine biosynthetic process. The record is from RefSeq and is a predicted model, not a curated record. NCBI's taxonomy places the organism in Eukaryota, Metazoa, Cnidaria, Anthozoa, Actiniaria, Actiniidae. Gene Ontology annotation, cellular component: nucleus; cytoplasm.